CAAAGCUCCUACGAGUGAGGGGAACACUUAAAGAGGACUGUGAGCGCGAGGCUGGCUUAUUCCUAUUGCUAUUUGCUAGCCGUGUCUUCGGAGGCUUCAGAGACAGAGAAGGGCACUGAGCGAGAGGACGUUCUCCCCUUCCUUCGUUGUAUGUUGUGUGUGGAGUUGUGCUCUGUGGCUGCUCCUGACCAGGGAUCGAACCCAAAACGUUCCAGGUGAUUUUCGUGUACGAUUCCUGGUUGGCGGGUUAGUUAUGGCUGGAAUCUUCAAAGUUGAGGUCCUCGCUCCGGGUUCUAGCAUCCCGUCUCCUUGUGUUCCCUGAUAAAGGUCCCCCCCCCCGAGCUCCGAGGAUAUCUCUUCGUUCAUCAUUCGAGCCAAUAUCAAGGGCAUUCAUAGCUAUCAUUGGGAGAAGGACUCCACGAACGUUGAUGGAUUGUGUUCCCAACCAACGUUCUAUGUAUCGUUGUUCCAAAGUUAGAAACAUCCUCGUUGAAAGGAGAUCUCAUACUGUGAUAUCGACAAAACAAAAAUAAGGUAAACCUUUCGUCAGAGUUCUCGCAUCAGUUCUCUGCCAUCUCUGCGUUCUCUCCCGUCGUCGACUCAAGCUCCUGUUCACAUUAUUGCUACCAACCCACCCAAGGUCAUGACGAUGGACCAACUGGGAACUAGCGUCGCUCCAGAGGUCCAGGAUUCCUUGUCAGCAGCCUCCAUCAAAUUCGAGAUUAAGACCGAAUCUUCGUUCGGUCGGAAACGAGCCUACAGCGAGUCAUCCAGCAGCAGUCUCGUGGAUCGGAUCCCGGGCAAGAUGCGAAAGAUGCAAUUCCAAAAGGAGCCCGGCAUCUGCAACUGUGUCAAGAUCCCGACCAAGGUCACGCCAGACGCCGAGGACAUCAAGGAGCCCAAAGCGGAGAUGAACACGCCGUCUUCGGAAGAGGGAGAGGACGACAAAGAGAAAGAGAAGAAGGACAUUCUGUCCAUGAUGGAGUGCCCAGUGUGCCUGGAACACCCACGAGAGGGACCGAUCUUCAACUGUGAGCACGGCCAUCUUGUGUGUGGUAAAUGCCAGCCCAAAAUCCGUGAAUGUCCCAUUUGUCGAUCUGGGAACGUGGGUCAUCGGAAUCUCUUUGCCGAAAAAAUGCUUAGUCUCACUCUCAAGAGCAUCACGUUGCCGUGCAUCAAUCACAGCGAAGGGUGCAAGGUCACGGGUUUGGCCACGGAGCUUCACAAGCACGAGUCAAUCUGUAUGUUCAGGAAAAUUCAGUGUCCCGCCCAUCACCGUGGGGCGUGCCUUUGGCAAGGAUCUCUCACCAAGCUCUACCCCCAUCUCAGCGAAAAGAAAUGCGCGCAGAUCAUUAAAGUUGAGGAUGAACACAAAUCCUACGUGUCCGUGAUUGGCGAUUUUGUGGAGAAUGAGACCGUGUUCAACCGUGCCUCGACCACCCAUUGGAAGCCCGUGAUGUUAGUCUCUCGCAAGAGCUUUCGAUUCUUCGCCUACUUAGUCAUGUCCCGCACACCCGCCGGGGAAUGGUACUUCUACGUUCGCUCGUUUACUGGUAAAAAGAUCGUGCGGCUCUUAAGGACCAAGAUCACGGUUCGGACCCCGAGCAAGUCAGCUGCGUCUUCGUCUUCAUCGUCGUCAACGUCGACUACGACUUACUCGACCAAUCCGUCGACUGCGGAAUUCUCCUAUACAGGUUCGGUGAACGUUUACAACGAUUCUGAGGAGACCGUGAUCAAGAACGGAAAGUACCUGUUCAUGAAGGAUGCGCAAGUCAAGCAAUUCAAGCAUGAUAAAACCAUACUGGAGUAUGAAGUUCAGCUCUCCUUCAAUUCAAAAUCUAAAAAGUCUGUUGAUUGACAAUAAAUUCCCAUCACUAUGCUUUGUGAGUCA
Molecule: messenger RNA, 1891 nt
Organism: Tigriopus californicus
Lineage: Eukaryota; Metazoa; Arthropoda; Copepoda; Harpacticoida; Harpacticidae
Product: E3 ubiquitin-protein ligase SIAH2-like
Exons: 3
Coding region: 644-1858 (404 amino acids)
Biological process (GO): multicellular organism development; proteasome-mediated ubiquitin-dependent protein catabolic process
Cellular component (GO): cytoplasm
Molecular function (GO): ubiquitin conjugating enzyme binding; zinc ion binding; ubiquitin protein ligase activity
Source: RefSeq, a predicted model, not a curated record